ACUGCUGGGCACUGACUGGCACAACCGCUGGGCACUGACUGGCACAACGGCUGGGCUGCACUGAUGGGUGGCACUGGUGGGCACAGGUGGGUGGCACUGCUGGGCAUAGGUAGGUGGCACUUCUGGGCACAGGUGGCCAGAACUGGUGGGUGGCACUGCUGGGCACCGAUCAGGGCACUGAUCAUCAGUGCCCUGAUGAUCGGUGCCGAUCCCUGCUCUGACAACUGCCGGUUCUCGGCAGUACUUUCCUCACGCUCUGACAGCGUGAGGAAAGUGCAGCCGAGAACCGGUAAUUGC
Molecule: messenger RNA, 297 nt
Organism: Staurois parvus
Lineage: Eukaryota; Metazoa; Chordata; Amphibia; Anura; Ranidae
Source: the annotation of a GenBank genome assembly